Molecule: messenger RNA, 1126 nt
Organism: Galdieria sulphuraria
Lineage: Eukaryota; Rhodophyta; Bangiophyceae; Galdieriales; Galdieriaceae
Product: ATP-binding protein involved in chromosome partitioning
Exons: 1
Coding region: 129-1085 (318 amino acids)
Biological process (GO): iron-sulfur cluster assembly
Cellular component (GO): cytosol
Molecular function (GO): 4 iron, 4 sulfur cluster binding; ATP binding; ATP-dependent FeS chaperone activity
Source: RefSeq, a predicted model, not a curated record
GUAUGAUUUUCGUUAUUCAUAGCAUUGCACAACGAAUUUAUUGUAACGAGUUGCAUAUUUUGAAUAACUAACUAUGUUGAUGGACAUGUGAAGGGAUUGUAAAAGAGUUUAUGAUUGAUUGAUUGAUUAUGACGACUACACAUCCAGCAGAUGCACCUUCCAACUGUCCUGGAACAGAGUCUGAAAACGCAGGAAAAGCAGACGCUUGUGUAGGUUGUCCUAAUCAGUCUUUAUGUGCUAAUGGAAAAGGCACUCAAGUGGACCCUGAUUUGGAGCUCAUAUCUUCUCGUCUUUCUCAUAUAAAACACGUGAUUUUAAUAUUAUCUGGUAAAGGUGGAGUUGGAAAAAGUACAUUUGCUUCGCAGUUAGCUUUUGCUUUGGCAAGUAGAGAGUAUUUUGUAGGUCUACUAGAUGUGGAUAUUUGUGGUCCUAGCAUUCCAUAUAUGUGUGGAGUUGAAGGAGAGGAAGUUCAUCAAAGUAUUACUGGUUGGCAACCAGUUUAUGUAGAAGAAAAUCUUUCUGUUAUGUCAAUUGCCUUUAUGUUGCCAAGUAGAGAAGACGCAGUCAUAUGGAGAGGAGCAAGAAAGAACGGAAUUAUCAAACAGUUUUUGAAGGACGUGGAUUGGGGCUCUCAUUUGGACUUUCUUAUUAUUGACUCACCUCCGGGUACUUCUGAUGAACACAUAACUUUGGUACAGUGUUUAAAGUAUUGUCAUAUUGAUGGUGCUAUUAUUGUCACGACCCCUCAAGAAGUAUCGCUAUUAGAUGUUAGAAAGGAAGUUCAUUUUUGUCGUCAGGCCUCCAUUCCAGUAUUAGGAGUUGUGGAGAAUAUGUCCGGUUAUGUUUGUCCCUGUUGUGGCAAUUGUUCAGAAAUAUUUGCACCUACAACAGGAGGAGCUCUGAAAAUGUGUCAGGAUUUCGCAAUUUGUUUUUUAGGUAAAGUUCCGUUGGAUAAUGAAAUAGCAUUGGCUGGUGAAAAAGGAAUUUCACUUUUUAAGGAAACCAGUACGUCAUCUCAAGGUGUAAAACAUCUUCAAAAUAUUGUGACUCAUUUAUUACAGUUACUGAAUAUAGCUAAGGAAUAAUCCUUAUCAGGUAUGAUAAUCAUAAAAGCCACGACCUGUUU